AUGAGUUCCUCCGACCACGAGAAGUCGCAGAAAUUUGACGACGUCGAGGCCGCGCCGUGGCGCGUGUCCGACGUCGACUCGGGCGAGGUCGUCAACGGCAACGUCGACGGCCUGCACCGCAAGCUGGCCAACCGCCAGAUCCAGCUCAUCGCCAUCGGUGGCUCCAUCGGCACCGCCCUCUUCGUCAGCAUCGGCUCCGGCCUGUACCGGGGCGGGCCCGGCUCCCUCUUCAUCGCGUACCUCCUCUACAGCUGCAGUCUCGGCCUCGUGAACAACUGCAUGGCCGAGAUGGCCACCCUGCACCCCGUCUCCGGUGGUUUCAUCCGCAUGGCGGGCAAGUGGGUCGACGAGGCCCUCGGCUUCGCUGUCGGCUGGAACUUCUUCCUCUACGAGGCCCUGCUCAUCCCGUUUGAGAUUACCGCCCUAAACCUCGUCCUGGGAUUCUGGCGAGAUGAUAUUCCUGCCGCGGCCGUCAUCUCGGUCUGCAUCGUCCUCUAUGCUCUCAUCAACAUCGUUGCAGUCGGAGGAUACGGAGAGGCCGAGUUCUGGCUCUCCGGCGGCAAGGUGAUCCUCAUCUUCAUGCUCUUCUCCUUCACGCUUGUGACCAUGUGUGGCGGCAACCCUCAACACGAUGCAUAUGGCUUCCGCUAUUGGAGCGAUCCUGGCUCCUUCAAGGAGUGGCACACGACAGGCAACCUGGGCCGCUUCGAGGGCUUCCUCGCCGCCCUCUGGUCAGCCUCCUUCACCGUCGUCGGCCCCGAGUAUAUUGCCAUGGUGGCCGCUGAGGCCAAGCGACCCAGGACGUACAUCAAGACCGCGUUUAGGACUGUCUACUGGCGCUUCGGCAUCUUCUUUAUCCUCGGCGCCUUGUGUGUCGGCAUCGUCAUCCCCUACAACGACCCGACCCUGACGGGCAUCGAGGAGGGUGCGAACGAGGCUGCUGGUGCCGCUGCGUCUCCAUAUGUCAUUGCCAUGAACAACUUGGGCGUCACAGUCCUGCCCCACAUCACAAACGCGCUGAUGAUCACCUCCAUCUUCUCGGCCGGAAACACGUACACAUAUGCCGCCGUGCGCAACCUGUACGGCAUGUCGCUUGAGGGCCGGGCGCCGCGCUUCUUCCGCAAGAUGACCAACAAGGGCGUGCCCAUCUACUGCUUCAUCUUCGUCAUGUGCUUCCCGUUCCUGGCCUUCCUGCAGCUCUCGUCCGGGUCCAACGUCGUGCUGACCUGGCUCGUCAACCUGAUCACGGCCGGCGGCAUCAUCGACUACAUCGUCAUGUGCCUCACCUACGUCUUCUUCUACCGCGCCUGCGUCGCCCAGGGCGUCGACCGCAAGUCCUUCCCCUACUACGGCUACCUCCAGCCCUACGGCGCCUACAUCGCCCUGGUGUUCGAGACCGCCGUGGUCAUCUUCUACGGCUACAGCAGCUUCACGCCCUGGAGCGUCUCCACCUUCUUCACCUACUACACCAUGGUGAUCCUCGCGCCCAUCCUGUUCAUCGGCUGGAAGCUGUGGCACAAGACCAAGUUCGUCAGCCCGUACGAGGCCGACCUGGUCUGGGAGAGGCCCAUCACCGACGCCUACGAGGCCAAGUUCAAGAACCCGCCGCUGGGCUUCUGGACCGAGAUGGGCCAGAUGGUUGGUUUCAGGAGGCAUCUCAAGGAUGAGUAG
This is a messenger RNA of Diaporthe citri, 1671 nucleotides long. RefSeq lists its product as uncharacterized. The record is from RefSeq and is a predicted model, not a curated record. Gene Ontology annotation, cellular component: membrane. NCBI's taxonomy places the organism in Eukaryota, Fungi, Ascomycota, Sordariomycetes, Diaporthales, Diaporthaceae. Bases 1 to 1671 code for a protein of 556 amino acids. Gene Ontology annotation, molecular function: amino acid transmembrane transporter activity. Gene Ontology annotation, biological process: amino acid transmembrane transport. The transcript has 3 exons.